This is a messenger RNA of Prunus dulcis (almond), 3671 nucleotides long. Its product is annotated as probable starch synthase 4, chloroplastic/amyloplastic. The transcript is spliced from 16 exons. Gene Ontology annotation, molecular function: alpha-1,4-glucan glucosyltransferase (UDP-glucose donor) activity. The record is from RefSeq and is a predicted model, not a curated record. The coding region runs from base 160 to 3204 and encodes 1014 amino acids. Lineage: Eukaryota; Viridiplantae; Streptophyta; Magnoliopsida; Rosales; Rosaceae.
AGAUUCGAAUACUUUCCUUAGACUAUAGAGUACCGCUGCUUAGACUUACCCGAUUCCUGAGAUUACAGAAAACCAGAUAGUUCGUUGUGGCAAAGAAAUCACUUCUUCUCGUUCUCUCACAUAAGGAGCGAGAGGAGAGAGAGAUUAUUUUGAUCAUCAAUGGCGGUGAGGCUAACCACCUGGUUCGUGAGCCAGAGGAUUAGCAUUAGCGGCUCCAGCUCCAACUCCAAGCGCUCAAAUUCUAACUCUCGCUUUUCAUUUCAUUACUCUCCUGCUUCUUCGUGCAAGCUUCGACACCGUAAUCUCAGUUGCAAUUGCGUGAAUAAGAGGCAAAAAUUGAAGAAGAAAGACGCAGUCGAACAGUCUUCGGCAACUACAGAUUUCCAGUUCAAUAGCGAUGACGACUCUGAAUCUGAGAGUGCUUCGGUGGGCAUUGUCCCCGUUUUGAAUCCAGAAAGCGUCUCUGAUGAUGAAGCUCACGCUAACAAUGCAAACGAUUCGAUUUCAAAUGCUCUAGCUCCGUCUGAUCAAACAAAUCCUUCGGCCUAUAAUACACAGGACUUGGUUGGCAUGAUAAGAAAUGCAGAGAAAAAUAUCCAUCUUCUCAACCGAGCUCGGGUUAAUGCGCUUCAAGACCUUGACAAGAUUCUGGGUGAGAAGGAGGCAUUGCAAGGAGAGAUGAAUGCUUUGGAGAUGAAAUUGGCAGAGACUGAUGCGCGGAUCAGAGUAGCUGCCCAGGAAAAAAUAAAGGUGGAACUUUUAGGAGACCAGUUGGAUAAGAUGCAGAAUGAGCUGAGGUUAAAUGGUGGUGGUGCUGAAAGAGGUGAGGUGGUUGAGAUUUUUGAGAAUGAAAACGAGCUAUUUAAUGAAGAAGCCCCUCUGCCAUACAGAAAUAGCAUCAAUGCUCUUAUGGCCAAUCUUAAUUCAUUGAGAUUAGAAAAUGUAUCCCUGAAGAAUGAUGUCGAAGAGCUUAGGGAGGAGCUUAGCAAUGUGAAGAAUACGGAUGAACGAGUGGUAAUGCUGGAAAAACAACGGUCGUCUUUAGAGUCUGCCCUGAAGGAGUUGGAGUCUAAACUUUCAGUUUCCCAGGAAGAUGUUUCCAAGCUUUCCAAUCUCAAAGUUGAAUGCAAAGGGUUGUGGGACAAGGUGGAAAAUUUGCAGCUGCUGCUAGAUAAGGCCACCAAACAGGCAGAUCAAGCUAUUAUAGUGUUACAGCAGAACCAGGAGAUUCGAAAAAAGGUGGAUAAAUUGGAAGAAUCUCUUGAAGAAGCUAAUGUCUAUAAGCAGUCAUCAGAAAAGAUGCAACAAUAUAAUGAACUAAUGCAACAGAAGAUAAAACUGAUGGAGGAACGGCUUCAAAAAUCUGAUGAAGAGAUACAUUCUUAUGUUCAAUUAUAUCAAGAAUCUGUGGAGGAAUUUCAAGAUACACUAAAUACUCUAAAAGAAGAAAGCAAGAGACGGGCACUUGAUGAACCUGUGGAUGAUAUGCCUUGGGAAUUUUGGAGUCGUUUAUUGCUUAUAAUUGAUGGUUGGUUGUUUGAGAAUAAAAUAUCAAUCGAUGAUGCCAAGGUGUUGAGAGAAAUGGUAUGGAAGAGAGAUCGACGUAUUCAUGACUCAUACAUGGCAUGCAAGGAAAAGAACGUGCACGAGGCUGUGUCUACAUUUCUCAGACUGACGUCGUCACAAACAAGUCCAGGAUUGCAUGUCGUUCAUAUUGCAGCAGAGAUGGCACCAGUUGCUAAGGUUGGUGGCUUGGGGGAUGUUGUGGCUGGUCUUGGUAAAGCACUGCAGAAGAAGGGGCACCUUGUGGAAAUUGUUAUUCCCAAAUAUGACUGCAUGCAGUAUGAUUUUGUUCGUGACCUAAGGGCCUUAGAUGUGGUUUUAGAGUCAUACUUUGAUGGUCGACUAUUCAAAAGUAAAGUCUGGGUUGGCACAGUUGAAGGUCUCCCUGUUUAUUUUAUUGAGCCUCUUCAUCCUGAUAGGUUCUUCUGGAGAGGACAGUUUUAUGGAGAACGUGAUGAUUUUAAGCGAUUCUCCUUUUUCAGCCGUGCAGCCCUUGAGUUACUUCUUCAAUCUGGCAAGAAACCAGACAUAAUACACUGCCAUGAUUGGCAGACAGCUUUUGUUGCUCCACUUUAUUGGGAUUUAUAUGCCCCAAAGGGAUUGAACUCGGCUAGAAUAUGUUUUACAUGCCACAACUUUGAAUACCAAGGGACUGCACCUGCUUCAGAAUUAGGAUCUUGUGGUCUUGAUGUCAACCAGCUAAAUAGACCAGAUAGAAUGCAGGACAACUCAUCACAUGAUAGGAUCAAUGCUGUUAAGGGUGCAGUUGUAUUCUCUAAUAUUGUGACAACAGUAUCACCCACCUAUGCGCAAGAGGUUCGGACUGCUGAGGGAGGACAUGGUCUCCAUUCAACACUCAAUUUCCAUUCUAAAAAGUUCAUUGGGAUUCUAAAUGGUAUUGAUGCUGAUGCGUGGAAUCCUGCCACUGAUGUGCAUCUCAAAGUACAGUACAAUGCUAAUGAUCUUCAGGGAAAAGCAGAGAAUAAGGAAGAUAUAAGGAGGAAUCUAGGGCUUUCUUCUGCAGAUGUCAGGAGGCCAUUGGUAGGUUGCAUAACGCGAUUGGUGCCACAGAAAGGUGUACAUCUUAUCAGACAUGCAAUAUAUCGAACACUGGAGCUCGGAGGACAGUUUGUACUUCUGGGUUCAAGCCCGGUGCAUCAUAUUCAGAGGGAAUUUGAGGGUAUAGCAAACCAUUUUGAGAAUCAUGAUCAUAUUCGGUUGAUAUUGAAGUAUGAUGAUUCUCUUUCCCAUUCCAUUUUUGCUGCUUCUGAUAUGUUCAUCAUCCCAUCUAUCUUUGAGCCUUGUGGACUUACCCAGAUGAUAGCCAUGAGAUAUGGUUCUAUACCCAUUGUAAGAAAAACUGGUGGUUUAAAUGAUAGUGUCUUUGAUGUCGAUGACGACACCAUACCUGUUCAGUUUCGGAAUGGAUAUUCAUUCUUGAGUGCUGAUGAACGGGGAGUAAACAGUGCUUUGGAACGUGCAUUUGACCUCUAUACGAGAAAGCCCGAUAGUUGGCAGCAGCUAGUUGAGAAGGUCAUGAAUAUGGAUUUCAGUUGGGACUCUUCGGCAUCACAGUACGAAGAACUCUACUCAAAGUCCGUGGCCAGAGCAAGGGCAGCAGCUCGCACUCAAGCAAUAUGAUAGUUUGCUAAGCUAGGCAUUCGCAUGCUUUAUUUUGUGGCACAAAUUUGGCUUCGACUUUGAUAAUCUGGAGCUCAGACUGAUAUGGACGAUAUAAUGAAACAAGUAGCGAGAAUGUCAUCCUUAUAAGUUCUGCAAAUCCGGCAAGGGUUCAAUGCUUGAAGCUGCAGAGGUGGUUUUAACAGUCGCUGUGCCUUCGUCCAAAUGUUCAUUCUUCACAUUUGAUCACCAAUUAUUUGUUCAUAAAACGAGUUCUAGUUGUUGUAUACUAAUUAUUAGUCUCUUAAUUUGUUUGUUUAUAAUGACCCGUGUAUAGCUUCCAGUCACGGAUGUGCCUUUUCUUUUAGGCUUCUACACACUAAGAACAAACUUGGAUGUAAUACAUUAGGACUGUAUAUAUCUCUAAGCAAAAUACGGCCGAGAUAUGAGAAAAUAAAGAGUCAAAAUCAUCUUCAUUUUGAGCAAUA